GACGAAAUGACCUGUCACAGCCACCCAAGCAUGGCGACAGCGUCGUCGACGGCCGCGUACUACACGUUUGCCGAGUUUCUCAACCCAAGCGAGCGCAGCACAUACUUGACACUGCCGCAUGCGACGCAGAUUCGUCGUUUCGAGGCAUACCUAGACUUCCUUCGGUCGAAACAAGUGCAGUUCCCGACUUCCAAGCGUGCUGCCACGUGCCGUGCAGAAACGGUGGAGGGAAGCGUCGUCAAUGACCGAAUGCAGUUGGCGCAGCUCGUGGCAGGUCAAACCCUGAGUGGUUUUGGCGUAUGCGGCACAACCGAGGGAUAUUUGCCUCAAUGCGACCUCAGCAUGGCGGCGGCGUGGCUUGCCGAUGCCAUUGGCCAUCGAUACGCAGUCGAGAACCCACGCGUCCUCAAUAGCCGCAGCUUCAUGUUUUGCUGGUGUCACGCAGAAAAGCAAAUGCUCACGCACCUCAGCCGCCACAUGCCACACAAAGACCGACCGUGGCAUGCGAUUCGAGUCGUCGUCGACCGAGACAUGUGUUCCGACUGCAUCGCGUUUGCCUCUGCUCUCGCCACGCACGAAAACGCGUCGAUUUGCAUUCGCGACCCCAGCUGCACGCGCGUGUUUCGACCGAAUGGCCACAUCGAGUCAUCGUGACGAGAACAAAACCCACCGCAUUCAACACGCAAACCAACUCGAUUCGAUCGACUAUAUGAUGCAUGGGGCAGCGAACAAUUUCCUGCCAAACGCAUACGACACACCAGCCUUUGCUCGUGAUGCGCCGUCGAGGGAGCGUUAGACCAAUGCCCACAUGUAGACGAAGCCAAGCUUGGAUAUUCAACGAAAUGC
This is a messenger RNA of Aphanomyces invadans, 846 nucleotides long. RefSeq lists its product as hypothetical. The record is from RefSeq and is a predicted model, not a curated record. The transcript has a single exon. NCBI's taxonomy places the organism in Eukaryota, Oomycota, Saprolegniomycetes, Saprolegniales, Verrucalvaceae. Bases 7 to 654 code for a protein of 215 amino acids.